CACGUCUUUCUCUGUGUGAUCUGUGAGGCUGAGGAGCAAUUUUCUUGUCAAAAUUUGUCAUGUACUAAAAGGAAAUAUUAAAAAACAAAGUAAAACAUGGCUUUAAGAAUAUUAAAACACGCUGUUUCUAAUCAACGUCUUUUAAUACCGUUACAACAUUCACAAUGUGCAAAGAAGGCAUAUUCAGACUGGGAAAAUCGAGUAAAUGUUCCUUCCAAAGAAAAAGUAACAGAUAUGCCGUCAAUGGACCAACCCGUACCUGGACUACCUACACCCAUCUAUGCAACGCUUAAAGAGGAACAUCAAAAAACGCAAGUGACCCAACUUUCAAAUGGAAUACGGGUGGCUUCGGAAAAUCGAUUUGGAGAGUUUUCUACAGUGGGAGUUGUUGUUGAUUCGGGGUCAAGGUACGAAGUCGCUUACCCAAGUGGAAUCUCGCAUUUUCUGGAAAAACUUGCAUUUAAUUCAACAAUUGCCUAUCCUGAUAAAGAUGUUAUGAUGAAUGAAUUGGAAAGUCAGGGAGGUAUUUGCGACAGCCAAGGAUCUAGAGACACUUUUAUAUACGCAACAUCGGCUUACACAAGUGGAUUAAACGAUGUGGUGAAAUUAUUAGGUGAAGUGGUUUUACGACCGCAAAUUACCAAUGAGGAAGUUGAAGCAGCUCGUCAAGCCAUCAGUUUUGAAUUGGAAAUGUUGGGGAUGAGGCCCGAACAAGAAACACUCCUAUUAGAUUUAAUACACAUGAGUGCUUAUCGUGACAACACUUUAGGCUUGCCUAAAUUGUGUCCGCCGAACAACUUACAAAAAAUAAAUCGUGAUAUGUUAUUUAAUUACUUAAACAGGCAUCAUUCGCCUCAACGUAUGGUGGUUGCUGGAGUUGGGGUAGAGCAUAAUAGAUUAGUUGAAGCGGUACAGAAGUAUUUUGUAGAUGUAAAACCCAUCUGGGAGACUGAAAAGGACAUGCAUUCGUACACUUCAUCUGUCGAUAAAAGUAUAUCGCAAUAUACUGGAGGAAUUGUGCAGGAAGAAUGUGAUAUUCCACAGUUUGCAUCGGCCGGACUACCAGUUUUAUCUCAUGUGAUGCUAGCGCUAGAGGGAUGCUCACAUCAAGACAAUGAUUUUAUACCAAUGUGCGUUUUGAAUAUGAUGAUGGGUGGCGGAGGAUCUUUCAGUGCAGGUGGGCCUGGCAAAGGGAUGUAUACUCGAUUGUACACGAAUGUUUUAAAUCGUUAUCAUUGGAUGUAUAGUGCCACAGCGUAUAAUCAUUCAUACGUAGACUCAGGGUUGUUUUGUAUACACGCAAGUGCUCCUCCUACUCAUGUUCGCGAAUUAGUAGAAGUUAUAGUUAGAGAGAUGGUUGCAAUGGCUGGCUCGAUCUCGGAACAAGAAUUGAGGAGAGCAAAGACACAACUGCAGUCAAUGUUGUUAAUGAACCUAGAGUCACGACCUGUUGUCUUUGAAGAUAUAGGAAGACAAGUAUUAGCCACCGGGCAUCGGAAACGACCAGAAUAUUUUAUAAGCGAGAUAGAAAAGGUUAACAAAGAUGAUAUAGUGGCAGUCGCGAAAAGAUUGUUAAACUCUCAGCCGUCAGUUGCAGCAAGGGGCGAUCUACGAAAGUUGCCAUCUCUAGAUUAUAUACAGCAAGGUUUUGUUGACAGUGAAGGUAGAAUGCCUGGAAAAUUAUCAUUGUUUAGAUAAAUCUUUAUAAUAAAGUAUUGUAAAUAUA
Molecule: messenger RNA, 1726 nt
Organism: Photinus pyralis (common eastern firefly)
Lineage: Eukaryota; Metazoa; Arthropoda; Insecta; Coleoptera; Lampyridae
Product: mitochondrial-processing peptidase subunit alpha
Exons: 7
Coding region: 97-1698 (533 amino acids)
Cellular component (GO): mitochondrion
Molecular function (GO): metal ion binding; metalloendopeptidase activity
Source: RefSeq, a predicted model, not a curated record